AUGAGGGGAAGGAGCUACAGCCCAUCACCACCAAGGGGGGGAUAUGGUAGGAGGGGAAGAAGUCCUAGCCCCAGGGGUCGCUAUGGUGGUCGUAGCAGAGAUCUUCCUACAAGCCUUCUAGUUCGUAACCUUCGCCAUGACUGCAGGCCAGAAGAUCUCCGCAAGCCAUUUGGGCAGUUUGGCACUCUUAAGGAUGUUUACCUGCCAAAAGAUUACUAUACUGGGGAGCCUCGUGGUUUUGGUUUUGUCCAAUUUGUUGAACCUGCUGAUGCUGAAGAGGCUAAAUAUCAGAUGGAUGGUCAGCUUCUUCAAGGCCGAGAGGUUACUGUUGUAUUUGCAGAGGAGAACAGGAAGAAGCCAUCCGAUAUGAGGCAUAGGGAGCGUGCAAGUUUUGCUGUUUUACGUUUGCUCCAAGAAGAAAUUAUGCAAACACCAGGAGUGGUCGAUAUCGUGAUCGAAGACGGUCUCCUCCUCGAUGUUCACGCUCUCCACGAUAUUCCCGAUCUCCACCUCCACGCCAUACAAGAUCUCGGUCCCACAGCCGUGAUUAUUAUUCUCCUCCCCCAAAACGAAGGGAUUAUUCGAGAUCUGUAUCACCACCCCAAGAGCGAAGGUACAGUAGAGAGAAGUCAUUUUCUCGAUCUCCUCCACCAUAUAAGGGCUCAAGGAGCCACAGUGAGAGCCCGGAUAGGGGUCCAAGCCGAAGCAGGAGCAGAAGCAGAAGUCACAGUCCAAGGCGAGUCGACAGACGGAACCGAAGUCCUUUUAAUGAAGAUUACCCAAGGGAACCAAAUGGAGACCGAUUUCCUAGUCCAUGAACAACGUAGAGAGAGCUCUUAA
This is a messenger RNA of Prunus armeniaca (apricot), 840 nucleotides long. Lineage: Eukaryota; Viridiplantae; Streptophyta; Magnoliopsida; Rosales; Rosaceae. The record is from the annotation of a GenBank genome assembly.